AUGAGUAAUCAACAUACACCUGUCAAGGUGCAACCAGAAUUAGAAGCAUUAAAGGUUCUAGAACAACAGAAUAUUGGUGAUGGUAAGAAUGCCAAUAUGUAUCCAGUUUAUGCGUUUUUGCCAUCAUUGGAUUUGACUCCACAUGUUGCUUAUUUGAAAUUGGCUAAAUUGAACGAAAUUAAUAGAAAGGAGUCUUUCUUGUUGGAAAGUGCAAAGACUUCCUCUGAAUUAGAUAGAUACUCGUUUAUUGGUAUUGCACCACGUAAAAUCAUUAAAACUGGUCCAACUGAAUCCAUUGAGGUGGAUCCAUUGAACAUCCUAGAACAAGAAGUGUCUCAUCAUGUCUUGGCAGAAAAUAUUCCAGGUUUACCUCCUUUAAGCGGAGGUGCUGUUGGUUAUAUAUCUUAUGAUUGUGUUCGUUAUUUUGAACCUAAGACCGCAAGACCUUUAAAGGAUGUUUUAAAAGUUCCAGAAGCCUAUUUGAUGCUUUGUGAUACUAUCAUUGCCUUUGACCAUGUUUUCCAAAGAUUCCAAAUUAUUCACAAUAUCAACAUAUCACAAACUACUUUAAGUGAAGGUUAUUCUCUUGCGACAAACGUCAUCGAAAAUAUCAUCAAUAUAUUAAGAGAUGAUUCCUCUCCAAUCCCAUACCCAAAACAAGGGCCAAUUAAGUUGAAUCAAGAUUUCGAAUCAAAUGUAGGUAAGGAAGGUUAUGAAAACCAUGUUACACUUUUAAAGAAACAUAUUAAGAUGGGUGAUAUCAUCCAAGCAGUCCCAUCACAGCGUGUUGCUAGACCAACUUCCUUACAUCCUUUCAAUAUUUACAGACAUUUGAGAACUGUGAAUCCAUCUCCAUAUUUAUUUUACAUUGAUUGUUUGGAUUUCCAAAUUAUUGGUGCUUCUCCAGAAUUACUAUGUAAAAGUGAUAACAAAAAUAAGGUCAUAACUCAUCCAAUUGCUGGUACCGUGAAAAGAGGUAAGACUUCUGAAGAAGACGAUAUUCUAGCUGACCAACUACUUGGUUCAUUAAAAGAUCGUGCUGAACACGUCAUGUUGGUUGAUCUUGCAAGAAACGAUAUCAAUCGUAUUUGUGACCCAAAAACAACAAGUGUUGAUAAAUUAUUAACAGUACAAAGGUUUUCGCAUGUCCAACAUUUAGUAUCUCAAGUAAGUGGUACUUUAAGACCAGAUAAAACUAGAUUUGAUGCAUUCAGAUCUAUUUUCCCGGCCGGCACAGUAAGUGGCGCUCCAAAAGUCAAGGCUAUGGAAUUGGUCGCAGAAUUAGAAGGUGAGAGAAGGGGGAUUUAUGCCGGUGCUGUAGGUAAUUGGUCAUAUGACGGUAAAACCAUGGAUACCUGUAUUGCAUUGAGAACCAUGGUCUAUAAAAACAAUGUUGCAUAUCUCCAAGCAGGUGGCGGUAUUGUUUUUGACUCUGACGAAUAUGAUGAAUAUGUCGAAACUAUGAAUAAAAUGAUGGCCAAUCACAACACUAUUGUUCAAGCUGAAGAAAUUUGGGCUGAAAAAGUUGGCUCACUUUAA
Tetrapisispora phaffii CBS 4417 is the source of this 1539-nucleotide messenger RNA. It is a transcript of the gene TRP2, whose product is annotated as anthranilate synthase TRP2. The transcript has a single exon. Bases 1 to 1539 code for a protein of 512 amino acids. Gene Ontology annotation, biological process: L-tryptophan biosynthetic process. The record is from RefSeq and is a predicted model, not a curated record. Gene Ontology annotation, molecular function: anthranilate synthase activity. NCBI's taxonomy places the organism in Eukaryota, Fungi, Ascomycota, Saccharomycetes, Saccharomycetales, Saccharomycetaceae.